CCUUGGUUUUACCAUAUUGCAAGCAGAUCAAUAUGGUCACAUGAUCGAAACCGAAACCAAAACUAACCUACUUCUAGUGAAACCAUACUAAUCAUUCUGCAUCAAUGUUCUCUUAUGAAAGUACUUUCCCGAUUCUACUUUCGUUUCUCAGAACAGAUAUAAGCUUUAUCAAAGGAAAGUACUAGACAUCUUCAAAACACAAUGUCGCAAAAUCAGAGUGAAAAUGAGGCCGCUAAAGUUCUGCCAGAUUUGGGUUCAGAAUACAAAUACCACGCCUUCAUUGCAUAUGCGCAUGAAGAUAAAGAGCUCGCAGAAAAAAUUGCAGAAAUACUGGAACCUUAUGGUGCAAAACUCAUGUUUGCAGACAAGGAGUUUCAGCCAGGGAAAACAAUUGUCGGGAAUAUUGAAGAAAAGAUCCACCAAUCACGUCGCUUGCUUGUAAUUUGCUCCAAAAAGUUCACGGAGAGCAACUGGGCCCAAUAUGAGGCAAUUCAAGGCAUACAGAAAAUGAUGACAUUGGGCAGUCAGUUUGUCCAGAUAGUGAAGCACAACAUCCAACACUCUGACAUGCCAAAAUACCUGAACUGGUUGACCUACAUAGAGUCAGAUGCUGAACCAGAAGAAUUCAAAAAGAAAAUCAUAUGGGCAUUAUCAGGUGAAACAGCUGUAUUCGCAGGAGUAGAAAGCUACAAGCUGCUGGGCAAUGGUGUGGGGAAGGGCCUUGCUUACUCCUAUUUCUUCAGCUACUUGAGUGUCAUCUUACCAGGACUUGCUGAUAAGGUUGAAAAGCACCUGAAGAAACCAGGAUAUGAAAAUGUCAAAAUGCCGAAGAAAUUUUUCUUGUUGGUCCCUGAAACGGCAGAUUUGCCACAUUCGAUUGUCAAGCAUGAUAAACAAAUUGUAAUCCAAGACAAAGAGAAUGAUCAGUUCUCACAGAUGGUCCAGAGAGGAGGUUCUGAAAGACCUUACAAAAAUACAAUUCUUACCAUAAUGGAUGGGCCACAGAAAUACCAAGUUCUGGCCGAAUAUGCCACAGUGCUGCUCCCUAUCCAUGAGAUGUCACAGACAGACAUGAUUACCAUCACCGAUCGUGACAAAUUAUUCCAAGUGCAGGAGUUUGUCAGGGAACUUGGAACUAUAUUGUUACAUCCCAAAUAUGCCCGCCUUGGUGGAAUGGUGGAAAUUGUGCCAUUGAACGAGGAGGAAAAUCGGGAAGGAAACUUGGCUGGUGUUCUCUUGGAGAAAAUUAAGGCCUCUGUACUUGAAGAUGGAGUAACACAAAUGAGUGUGGAUGAUUGAGCAUUUCAGAAAAAUUCAUGAACAUUUCAGAAAAAUUCAUG
Owenia fusiformis is the source of this 1340-nucleotide messenger RNA. Lineage: Eukaryota; Metazoa; Annelida; Polychaeta; Sabellida; Oweniidae. The record is from the annotation of a GenBank genome assembly.